Pseudogymnoascus verrucosus is the source of this 3822-nucleotide messenger RNA. RefSeq lists its product as uncharacterized. Lineage: Eukaryota; Fungi; Ascomycota; Leotiomycetes; Thelebolales; Thelebolaceae. The transcript has 6 exons. The record is from RefSeq and is a predicted model, not a curated record. The coding region runs from base 1 to 3822 and encodes 1273 amino acids. Gene Ontology annotation, molecular function: protein binding.
AUGACUAAGAAAUCCUGGCUUGACAGCGUCAAGAACCGAGUUCGGUCCCGUUCAUCUGCGCCUGGGCAGAAUGCUCCUGUGGGGUCCUUCACAGGUGUACCGCAAGUCACAGAGCCCUCCGUCAAUGCAACCCAAGCUAUAGAGCCACUGGCCAAUGCACUGAAAUCUGAAGGGAUUCGCUCCAUUUCAGCCCUAUCUGAUCCCUAUGGCAUAGCUCGCGAGAAAUACGGCCUGUUUCGUCUCGCAGCCCCAACUGCCAGCAGUCUCUCUGAGGAUUCGAGCCUAGACACUAAUCAUAUAGACAUAGUUGCGGUCCAUGGGCUAAAUGGGACUGCCGACAAAACCUGGACUGAUGAAGACAACAACUUCUUUUGGCUCGAGGAUCUAGUAAAUGAUUUCCCUGGUGCGCGGGUUUUUACGUAUGGAUACGCCUCCGAGGUAAAAUUCACGCUCGGCACGGGAGAUAUCGAGGCAUUCGCGAGGAGUUUAUUGGAAGCUUUGAAAGCGGAGAGAGUGAGCAAGAAGGACCAGGCUCGCCGGAUUAUAUUUAUCUGCCAUAGUAUGGGCGGAAUUGUGGUUAAAAAAGCACUCAUUAUUGCUAAAAAUGAGGAUUUGUUGUAUGAUAAUACAAGGAAAUCAGUGGUGGGAAUCGCGUUCCUCUCCACGCCGCACCGUGGCUCUUCGCAAACUGAACUCCCAUUGGUUUUGGCAAACAUAGCUAAUGUAGUAUUGUCGGGGGUGGGAAGAUACGUCGGAUCCAUGAGGUCGGAUCUCAUAAAGUCUCUCGAGAAGGACUCCAUGGGCCUGAAAGACAUUUCUACGAAUUUUAGAGACCAAACGGAGAAUAUGAAGAUAGCAUCUUUUUAUGAGCUAAAGACGACGCCGCCCGUAAACAAGCUAAUUGUUGAUAAAAUCUCUGGGAUUAUGGAUGUCGCUAGAGAGAGGAUUAUACCCAUGCCUGGCUGUGAUCACAGGACUAUAUGCCGAUUCCCUAGGAGAGAUAGUAAUGGUUACAAAACCGUUUUGGGAGUUCUCCGGGAGUGGGUUAGUGUUAUUAAUGAAGCCGAAAAUGUGCCGAUUUCGUCAGAAGAUCUCGCUUGCCUCCGAUCACUGUCCUUCCAGGAAAUCAACUACCGUCGACAAGAAGCAGACCAGGCCUACCAAAAUACAUGUGCAUGGAUUCUUAAACAUCCGGUUUAUGCAGAAUGGUUGGACAAAAAGUGUGAACUUCUCUGGAUACAAGGCAGUCCCGGUUCAGGAAAGUCAACCUUGGUGUCGUUUAUUUACGAGGAAUUCCAGAAAAACAUAUCCCUGAGUAGAGAAGUGGUUCUUGAUUACUUCUUCCACAGCCGGGGAUCCAUAUUACAAAAAACGCGUGUCGGCAUGUUUCGCACUCUGUUGCAUCAACUCUAUGACCAAGUUCAUUUUAUUCGACCGAAAAUACAAAUGAUCUUUAAAGAGAAGGACAGAUUCGGCAAUGCUGGGGCUGGGUGGGAGUGGCAUCCUAAAGAAUGUGAACGCCUCUUCUCCGAGGUCAUUGUUUCUGCUGCUCAAUUAAAGAACAUUACUUUGUUUGUCGAUGCAUUAGACGAGGCUGGCUCCGAUGGAAUUGAGCUUGCAUCAUACUUUCACGAAUUAAAUGCGAAACUGAGGGCCGGACAUUGCAACGCAAGAAUCUGCAUUUCGUGUCGGAAAUACCCAGUUAUAGCACCUAAUGUCAGCUUAAAAGUCUAUGUUGAGAAAGAAAACGGCGGAGAUAUCCAGACAUACGUGGAGCAAAAGUUUGGCUCCGAGAUUCAAAGUCACGGCAUGGCGAUGUCAGCGCAGGGAGAGUUCAAGAAACUUCAAAUGGUUGUUGUGGAGCGGUCCCAAAAUACGUUCCAAUGGGCAAGCCUUGUUGUUCCGCUCAUAAUUAAACUUCGCCGAGACGGACAAUCUUUGGCUUAUAUUAUGAAGGAACUCGAUAAAGUGCCUCGAGGGUUACAUGAAGUUUAUGAGCAUAUUCUCACAAAGGCCAUAGAGUUCCAAUAUCGGCCGAAAACUUUGCUUCUAAUGCAAUGGGUCUGCCUAGCAAAGACCCCUCUCACUGUCGGAGAUAUACGGUUUGCUAUGGCAGCAGGCUUUUGUAUCGAUGAGCGACAGGAAUCCUCUAGCAAUUUGAAAGACUUCGUGGAGAGUGACGAGGACGUGGAUACAUUGAUCACCAGCAUGUCCGGUGGCUUGGUGGAGACCAUACAUCGUAAGCACGAUAAAUAUACAGAUACAGUAUCAUUUUCUCCUACAUCCGACAUCUAUAGUUCUAGAGUACAGUUCAUUCAUCAAUCCGUCAAUGAUUUCCUCUUGUCGGACGGACUAAGACUCCUCGCCCAACUUCCAAGUCCCACAUCUUGGAGAGAAAACGAGCUCACAUCGUCGGCAGAUAGCAUCAUCGGCGAAAGUCAUGAUCGCCUAUGCAAGUUGUGUAUCAAUUACAUUAAAUUUGGAAAGGUUUUCCAUGCAUACGAGGCUGUCUACUACAAAGGUAAGCCGUUUCCGCCAUUCAAAGAGUACGCCCGAACGUACUGGAUCUUCCACGCAGAAAGAGCCGAUAGCUAUGAGGUUUCGCAGCAACACCUUAUUCAACGCCUAGGACUUCGUCCAUAUCCAGUGUUCUUCGAUCGUAUGAUUUCCAAUGUAAUGACACAGGUAUAUCCACUCAACUACCCGGCCAUGUCUCUAUUACAUAUUGCGUCUCUAGCAAAUCUUGCAAGUGUUGUUGCCCAAAUCCUUGAAACCGAUCCGUGUAUGGUAAAUGAUCUAGAUCACUUAGGCAGUAAGCCAGUGCAAUACGCCGCCAGCUCCGGCCAUUGCAAGUUGGUCGAGGUUCUUCUAAAUGCUGAAGAUCUCGUUGGGGCUAAUUCUAAGGAUACCGCCGGGGAUAUUUUUAUGCACGCAGCAAUGCAAGGGAACGAACAAGUCGUAAAACUACUAUUGGGUCGUGGCGUAGAUCUCCAUAAUGACACGCGAAUGGCUGGCGAUGCACUUAUAGCAGCCGUGUGGCUCACGAGUCAAGAGGUUUUUACAACAUUACCUUGGGGUGAAUCCAAGAGAGUAUCGACCAUGGGGGAUGUAUCUCUUAUCAAACUGUUGCUCGGUCAUGGGGCUAACGCAAACGCACGGGGUACUGGUAAUCACACAGCCAUUGAGGAGGCUAUCGCAUCGACCAUUGCGCACACUAGGGCUGUUGAGCUGUUGCUGGAGAGUGGUGCAAAUGCGAAUAGUAACCUAUCUUUUGCGUCACCACGACGAAAACAACUCAUGGAAUGGCUCUCCAGUCCCCAAGUGUUGUUAUCCGACAAUAACUCAUUAGACAAGCAUCCGGAACCAGAUGGUACAGUACUACAACAUGCUGCAGCGUUAAAAGAUAAAAAUAACGCAACAAUGGUUACAAAAUUGCUACUGGAGAAAGGGGCACAAGUCAACGGAGAAGGCAGCUAUGGUACGGCUCUACAGAUAGCCUCAGCGAGAGGAAAUUUAUCUGUCGUGAAGUUGCUACUCGAAAAGGGUGCAAAAGUUGAUGGCUUGUGGAUAGCCUCGACGCAAUGCAAUGCUGUGGUCGUGGAGCUGCUUAUCGAGCGCGGGGCUAAUAAUACCGAGUUUGGGGAAACUAUAGUUGAAGUACUAAGGCGGCUGCAACUAUUGAAGUCGUACUUGUACGACUCUGACACUGACUUACAUUCGUUGGCGGGUUCUCUCGACACAGCAUCCCCCAACGACAACGACAACGGCAAUGAUGUCAACGAUGAUGACAACAGCAACGCUAAGGCCAAUGAGGACGUCUGA